AUGGAGGCCUACAGGGCUUACACUCCUAUUGAUCCUGAGGCGUCAGAAAAUCAACGAGCAAUAAACAUCGCCUUCAUGACCCAGUCUGCUCCUGAUAUCUGGAAGAAAUUGCAAAAGUUGGAAGGCUUUGAAGCUAAAGAGGAAGGUAAUGCUCUGUGUUUUUGUCGAGCAAAACUCCCCAGUUAUAUUAAUCGUCAAGCAAAUCCCCCCCUCCCCGCCACUUUGUUGAACAUCCAGACAACAAAGCUGCCUUCAGGAGUUGGUCAGAAGCCCGAGGAAUGACCAGGACUCCUAGAAUGUAUGUACGCCAACCUCCAGCUUCAGGUCCAGCUUGCCCAACAACAGAAGGCUAUUUUGGAAAACUUGCAAGCAUCACUGUCACAACAGGCUCCUGGGAGGGAAAGUGAGAAUUCUUCUCUUCCAGUCUUAUAUUGUAAUCUGUUGUUAAAUCACCUGCCCCAGUUCCAUAAAUGA
Molecule: messenger RNA, 474 nt
Organism: Nannospalax galili (Upper Galilee mountains blind mole rat)
Lineage: Eukaryota; Metazoa; Chordata; Mammalia; Rodentia; Spalacidae
Gene: Tsacc
Product: TSSK6 activating cochaperone
Biological process (GO): virion assembly
Cellular component (GO): cytoplasm
Molecular function (GO): protein-folding chaperone binding
Source: RefSeq, a predicted model, not a curated record